Molecule: messenger RNA, 1887 nt
Organism: Sphaerulina musiva SO2202
Lineage: Eukaryota; Fungi; Ascomycota; Dothideomycetes; Mycosphaerellales; Mycosphaerellaceae
Exons: 1
Coding region: 1-1293 (430 amino acids)
Biological process (GO): ribonucleotide metabolic process; RNA catabolic process
Cellular component (GO): ribonuclease H2 complex; nucleoplasm
Source: RefSeq, a predicted model, not a curated record
AUGGCCAGAACACGCGCCUCCAAGCCCGCGGCGAAUGCCAAAAACGACGGAGCAGCACCAACAUCGACGAAGCCGACAUUGAAGAAGAAGCUGGACGCGCCCGUCAACACACCACCGCAGCUCUUCAUCUUACCCAAACACGCAUCAACGGCCGCGCGCAUCGCCAGCAUCCCGAACCCGUCCACGUUAUCGCCUAGUCGAUACUUCAUUUGCCCGGACCAGGGAUUCCACGAAUUCACCAAGAUUGCCGCUCCCAAAGCACAAAAGAGGAGCUGGCUGCUGGCUCCAGAUCGAUCAGCACAGGUAGAAGAGGCGCAGAAGAAUGACGAUGGCUAUGUGUUGCAGACGCCCGACAUGUUGGUUGCGACACCAAUCGACCCUCUUUUCCUGCUUCUGCCAGCUCUGAUGGGAGAGGAGACGGGAGCACAGGAGUUCAUGGCGUCUUCUGACUACACUGCGAAACUGGGCGAAUCUGCACCGCAGUUGAGGAGUCUGCUCGAAUCAGACAGCACGAAGACGCUGGAGCGCAUCUUUGAAAGUAGAGUGGAAGCUGUGAGCGACUGCAUGGACAUGGGAGACGAGAAGAUGUAUGCCCUGUCUCUUCCAAAACUGGUCAAGGAGCUCGUCAGCAAAGCAAGGCGAAUGUCAGCCAGAGGCCUGCCUGCGACCAUGGAAGAGCACUUCGUCAGACAGGCCCUGGACGUCCCCGUCCUGAGCGUAAAGCGAGAGGAAAGUGGCUUCAGUAUGGCCAGUGAAGACUCUGUAGAAGGAGCUGAGAGCCAGCCUCCAUCCGGAGCCGAUUCUCAAGAAUCGACAACAACUACUACAAGCGUGGAACCAACCGCCACGUCCAUUUCCAUCACCUCCACCAACGACACAUGCAAGGAAAUCGCAGAUCUGCUUCGCCUCCGAGUAGCUCUGAACUUCGUCCUGACUUCCUACAUCCUACCCAAACUCAAAAAACGCCUGGACCCUUUACUCUUGGACCCAAAAGUCAUAGAUAUAGAUUUCGCUCCUCUGGACAAACAGCUUGCGCAUAUUGCUCAACUGAAGAAGGAUGCUCAGGCAUUACGUUCUCUGAGCGACAAUAUUUCCAGAAAGCGUGCUCACGAGGUGGACGAGGAAGCCGGAGAGAGGGCUGCAGAGAAGAAGCGUAAGCUGGAAGAGGAAGAGAAGAAGAAGAAGAAUAUCAGUCAAGGCGUCAAGAGGUUGGCCAAGGCUGAUACGAGUGGCAUGAAGAAGAUGAGUAGCUUCUUCACCAAGAUGCCGCCUGCUAAGACAGCGAAGAAGUGACUAUGAAGGCGUGAUGAGUAUAUGAUCAGCACGAGAAGACUGUUUGUGCUCCCACAGCUUGGACAUGAAGAUUCGAAAUUCGGACCUUGAGGAACCAGAAUAUCGAAGGUCCAUCCCGUCGUGCUCGACUGUCACACUCGUGCGCUCCUCGUGGCUAGGAAUUGCCUGCCUUGUGCUACUGGAGCGACCAACGAUCAGCUCCACGCUCUUUUCGCAACCAAGGCAACUGCUGUUAUACUACUACACUCGCAUUAGCCAAAAAUGCUGCGGAAGUCGUCGCCAGGAUGAGAGAGUGACGACGGAGAGAGCCAUUGGAGUCAUGUAUUGAACCAGAGCAGGACGAGCAGCGUCCUCCAGGAUUCUACCCCGGACAUGUGGGAGGAGCUACCCGCACAACCGACUUGGAUGGAUACGAAGGCUAUAAUGGAUCCAAUCGAGUUGUUCGCUUUGCGUAAUGCGAUACGUUGGUCCCAGUGGUUGGAAAGAACCAGAUUGCCAGCGAAUCAUCGCCUAGUCCAAUUUGGGAUACAUUUACGGUCUUGCAAGAGUAACGAUCUAGUCUUGAAUUCCAUAAUUCCUUCCUCUCUCACUCUA